Perkinsus marinus ATCC 50983 is the source of this 675-nucleotide messenger RNA. RefSeq lists its product as hypothetical. The transcript is spliced from 4 exons. The coding region runs from base 1 to 675 and encodes 224 amino acids. Lineage: Eukaryota; Perkinsozoa; Perkinsida; Perkinsidae. The record is from RefSeq and is a predicted model, not a curated record.
AUGCGAACCAACCAGUGGCUGGUCGACGAAAUCCUAGCACAACGAGGGGACAUCCGUAACUUGACGGACCAAUGCGAUGAGCUGCGGAAGACUGUCAACUCCCUGGGUUUCCGAGAUAGCAAGCCUACGAGCAGCGAUCAGGUCCACACCAGGCGUCAUCAAGUGGCUGUCGGCACUCAGUGCGAUGAUCUCCCCACUGAGGAAGAGAAGGCGUUGCGCAGCGAACUCCUUCGGGCUAAGCUUGAGCUCAACGAGAAGGAGAGACUCGAGACCAGACGACGACCUCAUACAGUUUGCAGGGACGUCGGCGCCCAAACGAUGGAGAGAAUAACACCCAACAACCGCAUCGUGCUCUCUGACGAUGUUAUGUGGUGGACCCCGGGGGGCCUCUACAAGGUCGGUAAGUACAGCGUCACCUCGACGACCUGGCCUGCAGGGCCCGAUAAAGCUGCUGCUACUUACGGCUAUAAUGCCCAGACUCCAUCUAGCUUCUACGAUUCUACUUGUCUACCAACCACUGAAGGCAGUUUUGGUGGCUAUCAAUAUGGAGCCGGGGUUGACGAUGACGGCGCUCCCUAUUGGGAGUCAGCGCAGGGAGAGUACGAAUUCGCCGAGGAGGAGUCCUUCCUGUGCGGCGCUAUCGCUCAACAGUAUAUUCCUCAACUCGAUCAUUAG